CCGCACGGCCUUGCCCCAUCCACGAUUUUCCCCAAUGCUCGCCGCCAUCCACCGCCGCGUCCUCGCCCUCCCGGCCGGCGCCCUCGCCGCCGCCUUCUCCUCACCCACCGCCGCCGACCCUGCGGUCUCCCACCUGAUCUCCCGCUGCGGCCUCUCGCCCGUAGCCGCGGCUCGCGCGGCGCCCUUGGUCCGCCUCGCCUCCCCGGGCGCCGCCGAGCAGGUGGACGCCGUCCUUGCGCUUCUCCGCCGCUACGGCUUUUCGGAUGCCGACAUCUCGGCCACCGUCCGCAAGCUCCCCACCGUGCUCGUCUCCAAACCGGCCAAGACGCUGCAGCCCAAGCUCGACUUCUUCGUCUCCGUCGGCGUCUCCGCGCCGCUCCUGCCGCGACUCAUCGCGCUCAACCCUAUCCUCCUCCACCGCAGCGUCCAGGACCACCUGGCCCCGUUGUUCGCGACCCUCCGCGAGGUGCUUGGCGGCUCCGACGACCGCGCCAUCACCGCGCUCCGCCAGAUGCCGUUCAUCGCCCGCUGCCAGCCGAAGGCCUGUCUCCUCCGCGUGGUGCCUCUCCUCCGCGACGUCCUCGGCCUGUCCGCCGACCAGGUAGCCAACCUCGUCGCUCUCCAGCCCGCCGUCAUCAUGCAGAGCCCCGACCGCAUCAACGAGAUCGUCGACGCAGCCAGACGCGUCGGCGUUGAGCCUGGGAGCCCAAUGUUCAUGUACGUCUUCGCCGUCUUCUCCAAGAUGAAGGCCCCCACGCUGGAGAGCAAGGUCGCGCUGUUUCGGCGCCUCGGCUUGGACGACGACAGCAUCACUCAGAUGAUCCGGCGGUACCCGGGCUCGUUGUCGAUAUCCGAGAAGAAGAUCUCGGAGAUCGUCGGGUUCCUGACCGGCAAGGCGGGGCUGAGCCUGGAGGACAUCGUGCUCUACCCGACCAUGCUCGUGCGGAGCCUGGCGGCCCACUCCCGGAGGUGCGCCGUGUUUGCCGUGCUCAGGAGGGCGGGGAAGCAGUCAGGGCAGUACCGGCUGCCCGUGGCGCUUGUGUCCUCCGAGAAGCGGUUCCUUGAGGUGUACGUGCUGCCGCACGCCGACGAGCUCCCCGAUUUGCUCCGGGCAAUGAAAGGCGAGAUCCCGUUCGAGGGAUUCGAUGCGUCGAAGGAGAAACCAAAGCUGGCAAGCAAGAAGAUGAUGAGCGCGUGACGCACCGGCGGCCGCGUUAGCCCUGUUGAUUGCUGUUGACUGUUGGUUCUUUGUAGGAUUUGCUGAGGUUUAGCAGUCUUCUGAUUUCUGAAGAUUAUGUAUCAGGAUCAAAGGUUGCCAAGGAGAAGAAUGGCGAUGCCACCAGCUUAUUUAUUUUGAGAUGCAAACAUUCAAGAAAGUAGUGGAAAAUAGCAGACAAGGUUGCUUUGUCCGGUUACUUUGUUGUGGUACCAGAUUUCCUACAUGGGGAUCCUUAACACACCUGAGAAUGCUGAGAGGCCUCUACCUGUGUGGAUAAAAUCAAAUGAACCG
Panicum virgatum (switchgrass) is the source of this 1510-nucleotide messenger RNA. RefSeq lists its product as uncharacterized. NCBI's taxonomy places the organism in Eukaryota, Viridiplantae, Streptophyta, Magnoliopsida, Poales, Poaceae. The record is from RefSeq and is a predicted model, not a curated record. Gene Ontology annotation, molecular function: double-stranded DNA binding. Gene Ontology annotation, cellular component: chloroplast. The transcript is spliced from 2 exons. Gene Ontology annotation, biological process: regulation of DNA-templated transcription; chloroplast organization. The coding region runs from base 35 to 1198 and encodes 387 amino acids.